AUGCCGGUGACGGUAACCCGCACCACCGUGACGACCACCAUGUCGUCGUCCUCCGGCCUGGGCUCCCCGACCAUCGUGGGUUCCCCUCGGGUGCUGACCCAGCCGCUGGGCCUCCUCCGCCUGCUGCAGCUGGUCUCCACCUGCGUGGCCUUCUCGCUGGUGGCCAGUGUGGGCGCUUGGACGGGGCCCAUGGGCAACUGGUCCAUGUUCACCUGGUGCUUCUGCUUCUCCGUGACGCUCAUCAUCCUCAUCGUGGAGCUGGGCGGGCUCCAGGUCCGCUUCCCGCUGUCCUGGCGCAACUUCCCCAUCACCUAUGCCUGCUACGCCGCCCUCUUCUGCCUCUCCUCCUCCAUCAUCUACCCCACCACCUACGUGCAGUUCUUGUCUCACGGGCGCUCCCGGGACCAUGCCAUCGCCGCCACCGCCUUCUCCUGCAUUGCCUGCAUCGCCUACGCCACCGAGGUGGCCUGGACCCGGGCCCGGCCCGGUGAGAUCACCGGCUACAUGGCCACCGUGCCCGGCCUGCUCAAGGUGCUGGAGACCUUCGUGGCCUGCGUCAUCUUCGCCUUCAUCAGCGACCCGGUGCUGUACCAGCACCAGUCGGCCCUGGAGUGGUGCGUGGCCGUGUAUUCCAUCUGUUUCAUCCUGGCAGCUGUGGCCAUCCUGCUGAACCUCGGCGACUGCACCAACGUCCUGCCCAUCGCCUUCCCCACUUUCCUGUCGGGCCUGGCCCUGAUCUCCGUCAUCUUCUACGCCACGGCCCUGGUCCUCUGGCCGCUCUACCAGUUUGACCAGAGGCAUGGCGGUCAGCCGCGCCGGCAGAUGGAUGUCAGUUGCAGCAGAAGCCACACCUACUACGUGUGUUACUGGGACCGCCGGCUGGCCGUGGCCAUCCUGACAGGCAUCAACCUGCUGGCUUACCUGGCCGACCUGGUGUAUUCGGCUCGCCUGGUUUUCGUCAGGGUCUGA
Molecule: messenger RNA, 969 nt
Organism: Rangifer tarandus platyrhynchus (Svalbard reindeer)
Lineage: Eukaryota; Metazoa; Chordata; Mammalia; Artiodactyla; Cervidae
Source: the annotation of a GenBank genome assembly